CCCGCGCCGCAGAGCCCGGCGGAAGGAGGCGGAGGAGGGAGCGGAGCUGCCCGGCCCGGCCCUGCCCUUCCCGCUGUGAGCCCGCUGCCGCGGGGAGCGUGUGCCCGGGGGACGCCGCUGCCGCCCGUCCGGCCCCGCGGGGCUGCUCCGGCCUCGCCUCGCCCCGCUGCGCACAGGUAACCGCGGAGAAGGAGGCGCGGAGCGGAGCAGCCUCUCCCGGCCGCGAUGCUGAGGGCCGCCCUUCCCUGCCGGGGCCGCGGGAGCUGCCGCUGACAGCGGAAGCUGCGCCGGGCCACCUCCACCGGGACGCAGACUUUCCCUUCUUUUUGUUCAUUCUGCCAUUCUUGAGAUACCGCUAUCCUUCUUCCAAGGACUGCGGGCAGGUCCUGUCUGACUGUACCGGAUUUUUACCCAUCUAUCCUGAUUGCCUGUCUGAAAGUAUAUUUAUUUUUUAAUAAAAGAAAAAGUGGAGCCACAAAUCCAGUUGAUAGCACGUUCCCCUUUCUGUGGAGUCCAGUUUGUUUCUGCAGUUAAAAAAGUUUACCCCCCCGCCCUCCAGUUUUAUUGACACUGAGGAUGAAGAAGGAUUUGCAAGUGAAAGCGCCUUGAAAUACAACAUCUUUUAGAGAGAGCUCUGCAGUUCGCUUGUUGAGUCUCGAAUUCCACCCUUUGCCCCUGCCGAAUCCACUGUUCUGCCCUUUACUCUCUGGGGUAAAAAACCAAACAACAACAACAAAAACCCGAGGGGAAAAAAAUACCUUUGGCAGCAGGGAAGCUUUGUGUGACUGACCCAACGAGCUACAAGUGUCCAGUUUCUGAAAAGAAGAAAACCCUUUUGUCUUCAGCAGAUCAGUAGAAUUAUUUUGGAAGCGAGGAGAGUAUCAAGUGAUCUGGCCUACUGAAGAGGAGACUGAAGCCAUCUCUGAGUCGAGAUUUUGGACUUGCGGGAGGAAGGCUGUGUGUGUCCCCCACAUGUGGCAGAACUGCUCCUCCUUACCAAGGAACUCAAAGUGAAGGAAAUAGGUCAAGGGCAGCUUUUACAUUCCACCCAAAAGGCACCACAGUUUGAGAUGAGGAAUUCAGAAGAGCAAGCAGCUACGACAGUUUUACAGCGCCUGCUGCAGGAGCAGCUCCGAUACGGAAACCCAAAUGACAACCGUAACCUUCUUGCCUUACACCAGCAAGCCACAGGAAAUGCCCCCCCUUUCAACAGCACUGGGAGUCCAGCAUCUCAGAACGAAGGGCUGAGCUCCCAGGACCACCAGCUUGUGACUCAUGCUGCCCGACAGGAGCCCCAGGGCCAGGAGAUACAGGUGGACAACAGCAUCAUGGAGAAGCAGCUCUCCCCGCGACUUCAGAACAGCGAGGAUCUCCCAACCUAUGAGGAAGCCAAAGUUCAGUCACAGUAUUUCAGGGGCCAGCCGCAUGCCAGCGUUGGGGCAGCGUUCUAUGUAACAGGCGUCACCAACCAAAAGAUGAGGACUGAAGGGCGGCCCACAGUUCAGCGAGUGAGCCCAGGGAAGGUCCACCAGGAUGAAGGACUUAAGGACCUCAAGCAAGGGCAUGUCCGCUCCUUGAGCGAGAGGCUGAUGCAGCUGUCUUUGGCCACCAGCGGUGUCAAGGCCCAUGCGCCUGUCACGAGCGCGCCACUCUCCCCCCUCUCUCCACUUUCUCCUCAGCAGUCCAGCGACCCUUAUAAAAAUUCUGGCUCCAAUGAGUUCUACAAGAACUCAGUGCAGCCUCCUUCCCAGCCCAACAUGAAAGGAAUGGAGCAGCGGGGUCCUCCUCCAGAGUAUCCUUACAAAAAUGUGUCCACCCCGUCUAUGAACUGCAAACCUCAGGACUCGGGACAUUUCUAUAGUGAUCAUCGCAUGAGCCAGCAGGGAAGAUCUGAUGGGCCUAUGAUGAGGUAUCAACAUCCCCCUGAGUAUGGGUCAGUCAGGCAGAACCCAGAUGUGCAGCUGCAGUUACAACAGAGACCACCUCACCACCACAGCCCAACUUCUUCCUUGACAUCCCUGGGAUCUUUGACUUUGCUUCAGUCUCCGCCACCAUCCAGGCUGUCCCCUUCCCAGCAUCAGCAACCUCUGACUCCAAGCCAGGGAGACCCUGGCAUCCUGCCACGGACCCAGCAGCCAUUCUUAUCAAACCAAGUCCAUCAGGGAGAUUUGUACCGACUAUGCCAGCCCUUCUUAGGCCCGCAGCAGCAGCAAGGCGAUUCCUAUUCAGUAAUGUCCCGAGCUCAGCAGAUACCUUCCCCAUAUCAGCAGAUGCAAGUAGAUCCUUUUGCCAUAGUUUCCAGGGCCCAGCAGAUGGUGGAAAUCCUGUCAGAAGAGAACCGGUCUCUACGACAGGAGCUGGAUGGGUGUUACGAGAAAGUAGCCCGGCUGCAGAAGCUGGAAACAGAAAUUCAGCAGGUUUCAGAGGCGUACAAAAACCUGGAGAAAUCGUCCUCUAAGCGAGAUGCCCUGGAAAAGGCCAUGAGAAACAAGCUGGAAGGAGAAAUUCGUAGGCUUCAUGAUUUCAACAGGGAUCUAAGAGAACGUAUGGAGACAGCCAACAAGCAGCUUGCGGAGAAGGAAUUUGAGGGGUCUGAAGACAAUCGGAAAACCAUCUCUCAACUCUUUGCACAAAACAAGGAAACACAGCGGGAAAAAGAGAAACUGGAAAUAGAACUGGCUGCUGCACGCUCCACCAAUGAGGACCAACGAAGACACAUCGAGAUCCGAGACCAGGCCUUGAACAACGCUCAGGCCAAGGUGGUGAAACUGGAGGAGGAGCUCAAAAAGAAGCAGGUCUAUGUUGAGAAGGUGGAGAAGAUGCAGCAGGCCUUGGUGCAGCUGCAGGCAGCGUGUGAGAAACGGGAACAGCUGGAACACAGGCUGCGGACCCGGCUGGAGAGAGAACUGGAAUCUCUUCGGAUGCAGCAGCGUCAGGGUACAUCUCAGACUGCCAAUGUCUCGGAGUACAAUGCCACGGCGCUUAUGGAACUCCUGCGAGAGAAGGAAGAAAGGAUUCUUGCUCUGGAAGCUGACAUGACCAAAUGGGAACAGAAAUACCUGGAGGAGAGUGUGAUGAGACAGUUUGCUUUGGAUGCAGCUGCAACUGUGGCUGCUCAGAGGGACACAACAGUGAUCAGCCACUCGCCUAACCCUAGCUAUGACACCUCGCUGGAAGCUCGCAUUCAGAAGGAGGAGGAAGAGAUCCUGCUUGCCAACAGGAGGUGUCUCGACAUGGAGGGAAGGAUCAAGACUCUGCACGCUCAGAUCAUUGAGAAGGAUGCCAUGAUCAAAGUCCUGCAGCAGCGCUCCCGGAAGGAGCCUGGUAAGACAGACCAGCUCUCCUCAAUGAGACCUGCCAAGUCGCUGAUGUCAAUAUCGAACGCUGGCUCGGGCUUGCUGUCCCACUCGUCAACACUGAGCAGCACUCCCAUCCUGGAGGAGAAGAGAGAGGACAAGAGCUGGAAAGGCAGCUUAGGUGUUCUGCUGGGAACAGAAUAUCGCUCCGAAUCCAUUCCCUCCACCCCCUCUCCUGUCCUUCCUUCCACACCGCUGCUGUCAGCCCACUCAAAAACAGGCAGCAGAGACUGCAGCACCCAGACUGACCGGGGGAACGAGCAGAGCAAAACUGCACCUUCCACUGCAGCUCCCACACCAGGACGACUCCCCGGUACCAGCCUGGCCUACAGCGCGGACAAAACAGAUGGGCCACUCUUCCACUCCAGCACUCUUGAAAGAAAAGCCCCUGUUCAGACCAUGGGGCAGGACCUCCCAGAUGGAGAGAUGGUAGAAUACCUCAUCUGAAAGGCUGUACCAGGAUCUGAGCUGGGAUACAGUAGCAAGAAAUUUUUAAAAGACAUUUUUAUUGGGAAAAAAUUGUAGUACCUGAGUAAUAAAAGAACACUCAGCUGUUUGCUCUUGUAUAUUAUGUCUCAGAAGUAUGGACAGGUUAAUUUAUAAUUUGUUCUAAAUUAUAAAAACCCGUAACACUUGUUCUUUGAAAGUUUCCCCCUUUAUUUUUAAAUACUGGAUCUGGUAACAUCUGGAGAAAAAACAAGAACUUAGGUGCACUAUGUCUGGUAUGUCAUUUCAGUAUUUUUGCAGUCUCUUAAACAGAAGUACCUACUCUCACAGCUGUUGGUUUAAUGUCUAGCUUGAAUGCAGUAAGAUGGGCAUAAUGGGCUUAUAACGAUCAGCACCAGGGACUUAGUUGUGAGCAUCACUUAAUGGUUUUAGAAUACAGGUGUCCUGAGAAGCUAUAAAUUUGAGCUGGGAUCAAGGGAAAUUUCUCUUUACACUUUCUCUUUACACUCAAUGUAAGAACUCAGAAUAGGUAUUUCACAUUCAUAGGCUGUAAAGAUUCCCAUGUUCAGCGUGGUAACAUUUAUUUUUUUUUUUAACUUCUCAAAUUGUCUUAUUUCUUUAUUAAAAAAAAAAUUACUCCGGUGAUUAAUGUUGCAUUUCACAUUUUUAGUUUCAUUGAAAGAUUUGCCACACUUUUAUACUUAAGUACUUUUUCAAUAAUUUAUACAGUGGAUAGUAAAUAAUAUAUUGUGUUCAUGUUUUACGUAAAUUAAAAAAGGAGAGUUUACAGGCUCAGUCUUGAUCUGUUAGAUCAGAUUUCUGCCAUUGUAAUUCCAUUGGAUUUAGUGGAACUACUCCAAAUUUACCAUAGUGCAAGUGGCAAGCCCUGUUGCUUUUCAGUGUUAGCAACUUAAUCUACUGCAUCUGUGGAGAUCUUUCUCCAUAGCAGAUUUUUCUAUAUUUCAGAUGCCUGUCUACUUUGUAUGUCCCUCCCUCUUGGAGAUACUAGAUUCUUUUUGAUACGGCAAAGCCUCAGAAAUAGAGCUUUAAAGAGGAGCUUUGUGUAAAUUUUCAGAUGGCAAAUUCUCUCCUUCCAAAAUAUUCUUUUUCUUCAUCGAACUGGGGAGAGCAGCUUAAAGACAGUUCCAGAGGCAUUACAGAAGAAAGUUACACAUUUAAGGCAUCAGGUUCGCUUUUGGGAACUAGCACAGAUGCAGCGAUGCUUUGGCUGCAGAUGCUAUAGGGAGAUAUUAAGACCAAUAGAAGUAAAUGAGUGGGGGUUUUUUUUGUUACUGUUUUUGCAUUUUAUUAAAACACUUUAAUAUUCAUUUCUGCUAAAAACUACUUUUUUUUUUUUUUACUUGAAUGUUAAAACACUUAAUUAGGCAAUGGUCACACAUUGGGAACCUGGCUAGUCUCAACUUUCUUUGCAGCAUUAGAGUAGCCAGUUUUUCAUUUCAGUUCAUUUCACCCCAGAAAUAAGGAAAAUCAGCAAUUAAUCAUUGAACAAUUAGCGAAUAUCCUCAGUUCCUACUUAGUUGACACUACUAAUACGGUGUCCAAUUGAAAUGGCCUUACCAGAUCAACAGAUAGAACAUGAAUCUCCCAAUGGAGGGUUGGGAGGUGAAAGGACGUGCCUUCUGUCUGCUGCACGGGUGAGUUAGCGGUGCCUAAUGAUCAGCAGUGAGUUGGAUGCUGCUUGUCUUCUAGUGAUCAUCACUUAAAAAACAAGGAAAACACUUCCCAUCAUUUCUAACAGAUUUGCUGCUUGUUAGUGUUCUUCAGGCUGUACUCCUAGACCCACAGAAGUUAGAGAUAGCAAAAUGCAUUUGGUAAGAUAUGAACUAAGUCUAAAUAGCCUGGCUUUACCAGUGACUGCUCUAACAGGCAGCACAAACUCCCUUCUAUCACCACUACUUUAGACACUUCACAGCCAGCUCUUUAAGGCUUUGACUGUCUCUGCCGUAUGGGACAAUGUCUUUCGGGACAGUGCGAUAGACCUUGCCUAAGUGUAUUCUAAUAAUCUGUCUGAAUUAGUUCUCCACCCUUUUCUGGACUUAACUGUUCACAGCCUCUUCGUUCUCAUCUCUGAGAAUGUCUUACAUUUAUUUCUGUUGGCUUAAUUCCAGCCCGUUAUAUGAAGUAAUGCCCACUCUGGGUGAUUUGAAGUGAUUUCUCCUCCUCCUCCACAGUUGAAAAUGCAGGAGAAGCUUUUCUCAUUAGCUCAAGGUGUCAAUCUUUCUGCCAUUUCAACAUAAUUUUCUGGAUUAUAUUUUGUGGUUUGAGCUUAGAUUGCACAAUAAGGGAGAUCAAAUGCCACUGAGUGUCUGUAUGAGAGAGGGGGAGAGAUUUUUUGAGUGCUUUUCUGUUCUUCUAAAGUCAGGAAAAAUUAUAUUCCACCUUUACAAGUACUUCUCAGCAGUACAAAAGAAGUUUUGCAACUGUAGGGCUCUAGGUAAACAGUUCCGACUCACUUGAUUCACAUUAAUUCUAAGAUGUCUAGGAAAAUUUGCAUCCUUUGCAGAUAAAAGCUGUUUUAGAAAACUGAUUUUCCCCAAUUGAUAUUGGGGGAUUGGUAUCCUCCUUGCAGCUUAUUGUUUUCAAACUGAAUGCCUCUGUAAUCUAUUUUUACAAAGAAAAAAGGACAUAAUAGCUCUCUAUGAAUAAAAUACAGAUUAUGGACAGCAAAUGCCUUCUCCAAAAAUGGAAGCCAGGCAGUCUCUGACAGUCCGAGGCAUCAGGAUUGCAGGAGCCUUAGCAGUUCUGUGCCCAUGGAAGUAAAUUUGGAAGAAGAUGGCGCAGUUUAAGGUCAGAUUCUUUGCCCUAUUUUGUAGUUUUGUUUUUUUCCAAAAGCAAAACCCCCAAAACUUUUGACAUGGAAGUUUGAGGUCAUCUUCCCAUGCUGACAAACUAGGAGCCAUCAGGAAUGUAUUCUUUUCCUUGAGCUUCCUCAGAGCCAUCCUGAUGUGAAUGUAAAAGAGCUGCUUGCUUUGAGGAAGAUGUGUACUAUAGUCUUCAGUCUCUCUGUACAGAUUUUUAUUUUGUUUUUAAACAAACUGCUUUAAGAAGACAAACUGCACACCUAGUUCCUUUUCCUUCUGUAGAGCUUAUUUCUAGUAGAACGUGAUUUUUUAACACAAUGAUCGCAAUGACCUUCUUUGCAAACCAAAAUUUUAGACUAAGAGUUUUUCUUAAACUCGGGUAUUAGAAGCAGAAUUGUAGCUUUUAUAAAGAAAGCCACAUAUUCUUCUUUGUAGAGCGAAACCAGAAAAUGAAGUUUAGUUAUUUUUCCUCUUUCCUUUCACUGCUUACAGAAUGGCCAAACUCACAAGUCCUUCCCUUGAGCAGUUCCUUUGGGAUUUGAUGGCUCAGGGAACUGCCUGAGAUCUAGAGGCCUUUGUUCCCGUCUGGCCUGAUGUCAUUCUGAACUUCAAAUAGCUCCUACCUGGCAGCUCUCGUGGGGUCUAGAGCAGCAGUUUUCUGUGGUCUGAGGACUCAUGGGGAUCUGUGAGCUGCUCCUCAGGAGUCUGCAAAGGGUGGCCAAGGUCAGCAAGUAGUGUCCGGGGCUGAAAUUCUUUAUCUGUGGUCCCUGCCUCUGUUGUCAAGUUUGUGGAGUGAGAGGCUGAAAACUGGCAUUAGCUUUGCUUCGUUUUUGAGGCUGCCUGAGCGAGGGGACUUGCAGAGUUUGAGGCCAGAACCAUUUCCAAGGACACCUCCUGCUCCAGGAGCCCACACCGAUGACCAGCGGUGCAUGAGACGUGUAACAACCGCAUCCCAUGAGCCGUGACGCCCGUACAGUGAAUCCCGACAACCGCAUCCAGACAAUGCGCUUUUUUCCGUUGCUUAUAAAAUGGUGGCAACAUAAUCUCCAUGCAGUCAGGACAAGCAAAACAAAACCCCAGGGGUAAUUCGGCUUUCCCUCCCUCCCCACGAGGGCUGGCACAGGUUAGCCCGGGAUUCACUGUGCUGCUUCACGCCGCGGCCGAUGGUUUUGCUCCGUGAUAGGGGUGGGGGGCUGUGGGGUGGGGGGGUGUCUCUUUUCAUGUAUUUGUAUAGGAACUCUUUUUUAAAAGCUAGCAUUUUUAUGUCUAGAAAGUAAAAAAGACAUUGUAAAAUGUAAUUGUACUGUAUUUAUGAAGAAAAUACAUUUCUUUUCAAAAAGAUCUUCCUCUAAGUUGGUUUUAGAGUCUGACUUCCAACAACAUCAUCUCAUAGAAUAGAAUCUUCAUGGUUGGAAAGGACCUUUGAGAUCAUCGAGUCCAACCAUACAUACAACAACAACCAUCUCAUAGGCUUUCAGAAGUGGAAACCCCUCUGGUUUGCAUUGUGCUGUGCAGCCAUACCAUGCUGUGCUCAACUAUUCAGAUUUAAGAAAAAGCCGACUCUCUGCCCUCCUAAAUCGAGCAGAACCUCUGUGGCUCCGAGUUCUGAAGUAUUUGAAUACUUGAUUUUGUUCAGCUCGGGCUCCGCUCAGGAUGAGAAGUGGAGAUGCUGGAAUAACUGGAGAGCAGUCUGGAGCGAUGUCAGUUCCAAGGCUUGCCUGUGUGCAGCGCUGGGAAAUAGCUGCCCUUCAGCUGUGGCUGUGGAGCAGGGCUCGCCCUGACAGAGGCGUCGCUCAGGCCUCCCGUCCUGUCAUUUCGGUCUUUUCCACUUGUGGAGGAGGAGCUGUCUACAGGAGGAGCUCUCUAGAGGAGGCGGCAAAUGGCUUCAACCCGGUUUCCCUUUCAGCAGGGUUGUGGUCUGAAAAGCGAGAAAGAAGUCACCAGUUAGCUGCUUCCUCUUUAGGAUCCAAAAUAUCAAAGCAUAAAUUAAAAUACUAAAAUUUUGCCAUUUCACAACCUUAGAAAAUGUGUCAAGAGAAUGAUCUUUUCUAUAUAAAUCUACAUUGAAGUGAAUCACGUGGAUUAUUUUUUCCUCCUUAUUUAAGCCGUCAAGUUUAUUUUGUAAUUUGUGACCGAGCUGUUUUGUAAUUCAGCUGUUGAAACAGCCCUAAAGUCUUUGAAAAUUAUGGCAGCUUUAAUUCCAGGAAAGAAAACAAAAAAGUAAGUGUAAAUAUGCAUUAAGAGAUCUUGUAAAUGUCUAUCGUUAUGUCUGUAGUUAGCUAUAAAAGUAUUUUGUGUGUUUUUAAAGAAUUGACCCUGUGUUUUCAAUUUUUUCCACUGAUUUGCUUGCUUUUCAGUAAAUUUUCUUAGUAUGAAAACCUUAUUGAUUAUAAAACAAAACCAGUCUUCACCUCAUCUAGUCCUCACUGCUGCUUGGCCUCUGUCUUUAGGUUUUCAGCUCCUAAUUGGAGAUUUUUCAGGAUAAAAUAGUCAUUCGAGUCUCCUCCCUUAAGCAUCACUUGUUAUUUUUUCCUCUGGCCGGCGCUGCAGCUGCACACAACUCCGCAUGCUUUCACGCCUUUUUAAUAAUCAGAUGGACGACACUUGCUUACCGUCACUUUGAGCUGUGGUGACUGUGCCAGUCGUCUUUGACAGCUGGACUGUUUUUCAGGUGUUUAAGGGUAACAGCACGUGAGUAACCUGCAGUCAUGUGAGUACUUUCUACAUCGCCG
Molecule: messenger RNA, 9357 nt
Organism: Chroicocephalus ridibundus (black-headed gull)
Lineage: Eukaryota; Metazoa; Chordata; Aves; Charadriiformes; Laridae
Gene: AMOT
Product: angiomotin
Exons: 13
Coding region: 1071-3803 (910 amino acids)
Biological process (GO): regulation of cell migration; angiogenesis; hippo signaling
Cellular component (GO): bicellular tight junction; cytoplasmic vesicle; lamellipodium
Molecular function (GO): signaling receptor activity
Source: RefSeq, a predicted model, not a curated record